AUGACUAAUGAAAUACAUGAAUUUACACCUACUGAAAGAAUUAAACAACCAUCUUACUCUUUGAUGGCAACAUGGGUAAGAAAUGCAUGGGAUGGUGUUGAUAUUAAUUUAAUUAAAAGCUUAUUUAGCUGUUGUGGAAUUUCUAGUGGUCAAGAUUUUAAUAUAGAUCAGCAAUAUGAAAUGGAAAAUGAAGAUUAUGUUGAAUUGGAAAAUAAUAUUGAGUUAAUAGAUCUUACUAACGAAGAAACUGUUUGGGUUGAAAUGGAAGAUAUUGAUAAUAUCUAUAGCGAAGAACCUAUGGUUGAAAAUGAUUAG
Molecule: messenger RNA, 315 nt
Organism: Dentiscutata erythropus
Lineage: Eukaryota; Fungi; Glomeromycota; Glomeromycetes; Diversisporales; Gigasporaceae
Source: the annotation of a GenBank genome assembly